UCCUGUAGUAACAGCCGCCGCUGCCGCCGCCGCCGCCGCCGUCCAGAGCAGUCAGGAGCCGUCAAGAGCCCCGGCCCGGAGCGACAGCCGCUGGCGCUCCGCAGCACCAGGUGAACAGGCAUGGCGGGCUGGAUUCAAGCCCAGCAGCUGCAGGGAGAUGCGCUGCGCCAGAUGCAAGUGUUGUACGGGCAGCACUUCCCCAUUGAGGUCAGGCACUACCUGGCCCAGUGGAUCGAGAGCCAGCCAUGGGAUGCUAUUGACUUGGAAAAUCCCCAGGACCGAGGCCAGGCCACCCAGCUCCUGGAGGGCCUGGUGCAGGAGCUGCAGAAGAAGGCGGAACACCAGGUGGGGGAAGAUGGGUUUUUGCUGAAGAUCAAGCUGGGGCACUAUGCCACGCAGCUCCAGAGCACCUAUGACCGCUGCCCCAUGGAGCUGGUUCGCUGUAUCCGGCACAUUCUGUACAACGAACAGAGGCUGGUCCGAGAAGCCAACAACUGCAGCUCCCCUGCUGGUGUCCUUGCUGACGCCAUGUCCCAGAAGCACCUUCAGAUCAACCAGACGUUUGAGGAGCUGCGGCUGAUCACUCAGGACACAGAGAACGAGCUGAAGAAGCUGCAACAGACCCAAGAGUACUUCAUCAUCCAGUACCAGGAGAGCCUGCGCAUCCAAGCUCAGUUUGCCCAGCUGGCUCAGCUGAACCCCCAGGAGCGCAUGAGCCGGGAGACAGCCCUCCAGCAGAAGCAAGUGUCCCUGGAGACCUGGCUGCAGCGAGAGGCACAGACUCUUCAGCAGUACCGAGUGGAGCUGGCUGAAAAACACCAGAAGACCCUGCAGCUGCUGCGCAAGCAACAGACCAUCAUUCUGGACGACGAGCUGAUCCAGUGGAAGCGGCGGCAGCAGCUGGCCGGGAACGGGGGUCCCCCCGAGGGCAGCCUGGAUGUGCUGCAGUCCUGGUGUGAGAAGCUGGCCGAGAUCAUCUGGCAGAACCGGCAGCAGAUCCGCAGGGCCGAGCACCUCUGCCAGCAGCUGCCCAUCCCAGGCCCCGUGGAGGAGAUGCUGGCUGAGGUCAACGCCACCAUCACAGACAUCAUCUCAGCCCUGGUCACCAGCACGUUCAUCAUCGAGAAGCAGCCUCCUCAGGUCCUGAAGACCCAGACCAAGUUCGCGGCCACCGUGCGCCUGCUGGUGGGGGGGAAGCUGAACGUGCACAUGAACCCCCCCCAGGUGAAGGCGACCAUCAUCAGUGAGCAGCAGGCCAAGUCCCUGCUCAAGAAUGAGAACACGCGCAACGAGUGCAGCGGCGAGAUCCUGAACAACUGCUGCGUGAUGGAGUAUCACCAGGCCACGGGCACCCUCAGCGCCCACUUCAGAAACAUGUCACUGAAAAGAAUCAAGCGUGCCGAUAGGCGUGGAGCAGAGUCCGUGACGGAGGAGAAGUUCACGGUCCUGUUCGAGUCACAGUUCAGUGUCGGCAGCAACGAGCUGGUGUUCCAGGUGAAGACCCUGUCCCUCCCUGUGGUUGUCAUAGUUCAUGGCAGCCAGGACCAUAAUGCUACCGCCACCGUGCUGUGGGACAAUGCCUUUGCUGAGCCGGGCAGGGUGCCCUUUGCCGUACCUGACAAGGUGCUGUGGCCGCAGCUGUGUGAAGCGCUCAACAUGAAAUUCAAGGCCGAAGUGCAGAGCAACCGGGGCCUGACCAAGGAGAACCUUGUGUUCCUGGCACAGAAACUGUUCAACAGCAGCAGCAACCACCUCGAGGACUACAACAGCAUGUCCGUGUCCUGGUCGCAGUUCAACCGGGAGAACCUGCCCGGCUGGAACUACACCUUCUGGCAGUGGUUCGACGGCGUGAUGGAGGUGCUGAAGAAACACCAUAAGCCUCAUUGGAACGACGGGGCUAUCCUAGGCUUUGUGAACAAGCAACAAGCCCACGACCUGCUCAUCAACAAACCCGAUGGGACCUUUCUGCUGCGCUUCAGCGACUCGGAAAUCGGAGGCAUCACCAUCGCCUGGAAGUUUGACUCUCCGGACCGAAAUCUCUGGAAUCUGAAGCCAUUCACCACGAGGGAUUUCUCCAUUCGGUCCCUGGCGGACCGCCUGGGGGACCUGAGCUACCUCAUCUACGUGUUCCCAGACCGACCCAAGGACGAGGUCUUUGCCAAGUACUACACUCCUGUGCUUGGACCCUGCCCCACAGCAAAAGCAGUUGAUGGAUAUGUGAAGCCGCAGAUCAAGCAAGUGGUCCCUGAGUUCGUCAAUGCAUCUGCAGAUGCUGGAGCCAGCGCCACCUACAUGGACCAGGCUCCUUCCCCAGUGGUGUGCCCUCAGGCUCAUUACAACAUGUACCCACCGAACCCUGACCCUGUCCUUGACCAAGAUGGCGAUUUUGACCUGGAUGAGACCAUGGAUGUGGCCAGGCACGUGGAGGAGCUUUUACGCCGGCCCAUGGACGGUCUCGACCCCCGCCUCUCCCCACCUGCUGGCCUCUUCACCUCUGCUAGAGGCUCCCUGUCCUGAAUGCUCGACUCCAUGCUUAGAAAACCACCUUCAAUGUGAAGAGCCCGAGUCAGUUGUGACUGGAGUAUCUCUGUAUAUACCAAUGGCUUUGCGUUGUGCACGUUUGUGCAGCGAGCAGC
Acomys russatus (golden spiny mouse) is the source of this 2636-nucleotide messenger RNA. RefSeq names its product signal transducer and activator of transcription 5A. Gene Ontology annotation, molecular function: RNA polymerase II cis-regulatory region sequence-specific DNA binding; DNA-binding transcription factor activity, RNA polymerase II-specific. Gene Ontology annotation, biological process: regulation of transcription by RNA polymerase II; cytokine-mediated signaling pathway; growth hormone receptor signaling pathway via JAK-STAT. The coding region runs from base 121 to 2517 and encodes 798 amino acids. The record is from RefSeq and is a predicted model, not a curated record. The transcript is spliced from 19 exons. Lineage: Eukaryota; Metazoa; Chordata; Mammalia; Rodentia; Muridae.